Molecule: messenger RNA, 540 nt
Organism: Etheostoma cragini (Arkansas darter)
Lineage: Eukaryota; Metazoa; Chordata; Actinopteri; Perciformes; Percidae
Product: atrial natriuretic peptide receptor 2-like
Exons: 5
Coding region: 1-540 (179 amino acids)
Biological process (GO): cGMP biosynthetic process; receptor guanylyl cyclase signaling pathway; intracellular signal transduction
Molecular function (GO): guanylate cyclase activity; peptide receptor activity
Source: RefSeq, a predicted model, not a curated record
AUGAUUCCUUACAACCUUCUUCAGAUAAAGCCCAGUUCUGUCCAGUCCAACCGAACUCGUCCCUGCAUUUUGUUCCAGGUCACCAUAUUUUUCUCGGACAUUGUGGGCUUCACCUCCAUCUCUGCGUCCUGCGCUCCUCUGCAAGUGGUGGAGAUGCUCAACAACCUGUACAUGUGCUUCGACACGCGCAUCGACUCCUACAACGUCUACAAGGUGGAGACCAUCGGGGACGCGUACAUGGUGGUGAGCGGUCUGCCGGAGAGGAACGGCGACCGGCACGCCGACGAGAUCGCCAAGAUGGCGCUGGACCUGGUAGCCGCCGUCCGACAGGUGUCCAUCCCCCACAUGCCCGACCACAGGCUGGAGCUCCGAGCCGGCAUCCACACAGGUCCGUGCGUGGCGGGAAUAGUCGGCUACAAGAUGCCCAGAUACUGUCUGUUUGGAGACACCGUCAACACGGCGUCCAGGAUGGAGUCCACCAGCUUGCGUACGUGUCGCUACACACCAAACACACAAACACACACACACACAGGGGCAUAA